AUGCAGGCUCUGUCAUUCCUCUUUACGAUCGCAGCUGUGAUAUCAUUCGCAGCUGCUCAGACUCAUCAACGUCUGGGUGGCUGCCCUGACUUGGGCUGCGUCUUCCCUCCGGACCAGGCUGACUUCCUUGCCGGUCAAUUCUUCGAUAUCCGUCUUGAGGUUCACUCUCCGGUCAAUGGCUCUGAGGCUCGUGUUGGCGAACCCGACCCCAACUUCACCUUCACUAUCGCCAAGAAGGGUCACGAGGGUGUCCCAGCUACGAAACUCUUCCAUCAGGAUGAGCCAAAGCUGGAGCGAUGGGACUUCAGCUGGUACGAGGACCUAUUCGCUGAGGAUGCUCACACUCCUUCUGUUGUCAACGUCACUUCCAAGAUCUUCCGUCGUGUGGCUCUCCAUGAGCCUGGUGAGUAUGAGGCCACUCUUACUUACUACGGAACCCAAAAGACAGUGGCCAACUGGCUCGUACGGAAAAUUCCAACCAAGCGUCGUGCGAAGAACGUGAUCCUGUUCGUUGGUGACGGCAUGACCACAAACAUGAUUACUGCUGCCCGUCUCAUUGCUCACAAGAGCGUCAACGGCAAGUACAUGUCCAAGAUGGCUCUCGACAAGUUCCCCGUGCUGGGCCACCAGAUGACCCACUCGAUGGACUCGUUCAUCACCGACUCGGCCAACUCUGCAACCGCCCUGUACACCGGUCACAAGACGACUGUCAAUGCUCUGGGUGUGUACGUUGAUUCUUCCAAGAGUCCAUUUGACGACCCCAAGUUCGAGACUAUCGCGGAGAUCUUCCGUCGCCAGUACCCUCAUGCUGGUAUCGGUAUUAUCUCGACUGCAUUCUUGGCUGACGCCACACCUGCUGCCCUGACUUCCCACACCAGCAAGCGUGGCGAGUAUGACCACGUCAUUAGCACUUACUACGAGGGGCUGACUAACUACACAUGGACGGAGUGGACUGGCCCCGACGUCCUCCUUGGUGCUGGUGCUGAGAACUUCCUCAAGUCUGAGGAUGCUAGACGGGAGUACUACGACUUGUUCGCCAAGAAGAACUACAACGUUGCUUGGAACAAGACCGCACUGCUGAAGGCACCCAACGGUGACAAGCUGCUGGGCGUCUUCACGACGUCUAACCUCCCCACUUGGUUGGACCGCAACGUCUACCAGGCUAACCUGCUGAACAAGACCAACUACCCCGAUGGUUCUGGUCGUGACGCCGAUGACCUGCCCGGCCUCAAGGAGAUGACUCUCAAAGCUAUUGAUGUGCUGCACCAGCGCAGCGGUAAGGAGGGCUGGUUCAUUAUGUCUGAGGCUGCCAGUAUCGACAAGCAGAUGCACACCCUGGACUAUGAUCGGGCACUUGGCGAGCUGCUUGAGCUUGAUGACACCGUCAGUGCUACCAUCGACAAGUUGAAGUGCAUGGGCGAGCUAGAGGACACCCUCAUUAUCGUCACUGCUGACCACGGCCACGGCUUCGAUGUCACUGGCUCCGUUGACACCAAGUAUCUCGAAGCCCAGCAUGAUGACCGCAACAAGCGCAACGCCAUUGGCUAUUACGAGAACUCCGGUCUGUCCCAAUACACCGUGGGUGGACCCAAUGCCCUGCGUUACUCGGAGGGUGUUCACUUCCCUACUCACUGGGACCCCCGCUAUACUCUGCACUCUGGCGUGGUCGCCUUCCCCGACCACCGCGAGAACUACGAAGUGCACAAGGACGGCCCACGCACCCCCGCUGUUGCCUCCAAGAACGACAAGUUAGGCAAUGUUGCCAACUACAAGGAUGCUGUCACCGGUUUCCUCGUUAACGGAACCCUGCCUGUGGAUACCAAUCAGGGUGUCCACUCGCUGACUGACGUGCCUGUGUUUGCCCGUGGUCCCUGCCAGGAGCUUUUCGGUGGUGUGAUUAACUCCAUCGAUAUCUUCUUCGGCAUGGCCGAGUGCCUGGGCCUGUCGGAGAGUAAGUGA
Messenger RNA from Penicillium daleae, 1959 nucleotides. Its product is annotated as alkaline phosphatase. The record is from RefSeq and is a predicted model, not a curated record. Bases 1 to 1959 code for a protein of 652 amino acids. NCBI's taxonomy places the organism in Eukaryota, Fungi, Ascomycota, Eurotiomycetes, Eurotiales, Aspergillaceae. Gene Ontology annotation, molecular function: alkaline phosphatase activity. Gene Ontology annotation, biological process: dephosphorylation. The transcript has 3 exons.